AUGACAACAAAGAUCUUUUCAUAUGUUUUAUUACAUUCAUUGAUGAUGUUUGCUCUCAUCCUUUCUUCCAUGGGCUCACCAGGGAAAUAUUAUGACUGUAAGCAAGACGGAUGUAUAACCACACCACCAUGCUGGAGAAAAUGCUUGUCUAUGGGAUAUCCCAAAGGAGGGGAAUGUCGAACAUAUAGUUAUGGUGGUGUUUGUUGCUGUGAACUCAGUUCUAAGCCUCCUAACUAAUUAAUUCUUCAUUAUAUAUGUUACUCCGAAUUCAAUAUGAAUAAAAUUAAAUUCAAAUAUGUUUCUUGUUAUA
Messenger RNA from Arabidopsis lyrata subsp. lyrata, 310 nucleotides. RefSeq names its product defensin-like protein 90. The coding region runs from base 1 to 237 and encodes 78 amino acids. The record is from RefSeq and is a predicted model, not a curated record. NCBI's taxonomy places the organism in Eukaryota, Viridiplantae, Streptophyta, Magnoliopsida, Brassicales, Brassicaceae. The transcript is spliced from 2 exons.